This is a messenger RNA of Ceraceosorus bombacis, 441 nucleotides long. Lineage: Eukaryota; Fungi; Basidiomycota; Exobasidiomycetes; Ceraceosorales; Ceraceosoraceae. The record is from the annotation of a GenBank genome assembly.
AUGACGCGCCUAGCUGCCGCAUUGCUCUUGUUCGUGCUAGGCCUCGCCUGCGCACAUCCACAUCCACUGCCAAGGCAGGACUCUGAUUCGCCGCCAAGAGACUCGGCGCUGGUCGCUCGAAGUGUCUUUAGCAAGGUGCGUUCGUCGGCUCAAAUCUUGCUAGUUUGCAGCGUCCAACUGAAGCCUAUUUAUGGCUUCCAGCUCAUCAACUACUUUAAGCCGAGGACGCCUUUCAAAUCCACCAUUCCCAAAUACUCGUCCAAAAAGCGGACAAGCGGCGAUUUUAAUGCGCUGAGCAAGUCGCAGAGGAUGGAUCAAGUGUCGCAAUAUCCUUCCUUUUGGAGGCCGGCGCCAGGGGCCAAGAAAACACCUCGCUACACAAAGAGCUACUCUGCGCCGACCGUAUUUCCAUUGGUCAGACCGCCAGCGGGCAAAUUCUGA